This is a messenger RNA of Musa acuminata AAA Group (dessert banana), 1707 nucleotides long. RefSeq names its product probable sulfate transporter 3.3. NCBI's taxonomy places the organism in Eukaryota, Viridiplantae, Streptophyta, Magnoliopsida, Zingiberales, Musaceae. Gene Ontology annotation, cellular component: plasma membrane. The transcript has 11 exons. The record is from RefSeq and is a predicted model, not a curated record. Bases 1 to 1497 code for a protein of 498 amino acids. Gene Ontology annotation, biological process: transmembrane transport.
AUGCUGCGGCAGGUGGCGAACCCCAUCACCGACCCCUACCUCUUCCUUCAGCUGGCCUUCACCGCCACCUUCUUCGCCGGCCUCUUCCAAGCGUCUCUCGGGAUAUUAAGGUUGGGAUUCAUCAUCGACUUCCUGUCCAAAGCUACGUUGGUCGGGUUCAUGGCCGGAUCUGCCAUCAUAGUCUCUCUCCAGCAGCUCAGAAACCUCCUGGGGAUCGUCCAUUUCACCAAGAAGAUGGGCGUGGUUCCGGUGAUGAGCUCUGUCUUCCACAACACCAAUGAGUGGUCAUGGCAAACGGCAGCGAUGGGGAUCUGCUUCCUGGCCUUCCUGCUUCUGGCGAGACACGUGGGCAUGAGAAGGCCAAAGCUGUACUGGAUCUCAGUUGGAGCUCCACUGGCUUCCGUCAUCGUCUCCACACUCGUAGUCUUCCUGCUCAAAGCUCAGAAUCAUGGAAUCAGCACUAUCGGGAAGCUGAGAUGUGGCCUGAAUCGUCCAUCGUGGGACAAAUUACUGUUCGACGGUACCCACUUGAGCGCCACCAUGAAAACUGGGCUCGUUACAGGGAUCAUCUCCCUCGCUGAAGGAAUCGCGAGUGGAAGAACCUUUGCUUCGUUGAGGAGCUACAAGGUCGACGGGAACAAGGAGAUGAUGGCCAUCGGACUGAUGAACAUCGUGGGUUCUUGCGCCUCCUGCUACGUCUCCACGGGCGCCUUCUCCCGCUCGGCUGUGAACCACAACGCAGGGUGCAAGACGGCCAUGUCGAACGUGGUGAUGGCGACGACGGUGAUGGUGACGCUCCUCCUCCUCAUGCCCCUGUUCGCCUACACUCCAAACGUCGUGCUCGCCGCCAUCAUAAUCGCAGCAGUCGUCGGCCUGGUCGACGUCGCCGCCGCAUGCAACAUAUGGAAGCUGGAUAAGGUCGACUUCCUUGUCUGCUUGUCUUCGUUCCUCGGCGUCGUCUUCGUCUCGGUGCAACAGGGCCUUGCGAUCGCGAUUGGUUUGUCGACAUUUAGGAUCCUUCUCCAGAUCACAAGACCAAAGAUGAUUGCCGUAGGUAACAUUCCAGGGACGAGUAUCUACAGAGACAUGCAUCAGUACAAGGAAGCUAAAGGAGUCCCUGGGUUCCUCAUUCUUGCCAUUGAAGCCCCCAUUAACUUCUCCAACACCACUUAUCUGAACGAAAGGAUAACAAGGUGGAUAGAGAAUGAAACCAAUGAAACCACCAUGGAAGAUAAAGAAGCUAGUCUUCGGUUUCUAAUCCUAGAUUUGUCAGCUGUGCCAACAGUGGAUACCAGUGGAAUCACAUUUCUAAAUGAGUUAAAGAAGUCAACAGAGAAAGAUGGCCUUGAGCUUAUCUUUGUGAAUCCAAUGGGAGAAGUCAUGGAGAAACUUCAAAGAGCAAAUAAAAUACAUGAGUUUCUUGGAGUGGGUUCCCUUUACCUGACAAUAGGGGAGGCAGUGAUCUCACUUUCUCCAUUCAUCAAGGAGUCUGCUUAAGACAAACUGGGGCAUGAAGUUUUAUCCUACACUAUGCAUCCAAGAGCAUUACAAUUUGAGCUUCUUUGAGCUGAUGAAUUUGUGAUGUUGACAUAUUGCAUCAGUCAAAUAUUUCAUAGAACUUGUCAUUUCUUUAUGUGGGUGGCCUUGAUGUUUUCAGUUACAAAGUCUCUGCUCUGCUUUUUUACAAGCAUCCAUAAGAUAAAGCCA